Messenger RNA from Filobasidium floriforme, 1132 nucleotides. RefSeq lists its product as uncharacterized. Bases 232 to 972 code for a protein of 246 amino acids. Lineage: Eukaryota; Fungi; Basidiomycota; Tremellomycetes; Filobasidiales; Filobasidiaceae. The record is from RefSeq and is a predicted model, not a curated record. The transcript is spliced from 3 exons.
ACCGAUAGUUGUCUGCUUAGUCGGCGCGCCGACUUCUCGGUCGAUAACGAAACGCCUCGUGCUGAUUCCAAAGCCACUGGUGUUUUCAUUUGCCCUGACUUGCUACUUCGGCCAGAUCCUACUCUGACACAUCGAGAUCCGGCCCAGAGGUACCCAGCCUUGAACAGUCCGUGAGUCGUCGUUUUAGUUCGGCCGUCGUCUUCUCUUCGAUGUGGGCUUGCGAUAUGAGCGAUGGUUAUACGUUGGUCGGAGGGAUGGUCGGAAGUGCGUGCGGGCCAGACGGAUAACGUCAGACCGCGGCUCGAGCAGGGAAUCGGGCCUAGGAUUGAAACGCGAGUCCGCCGAUAUUGCUUCGUGUACCUGAGGAACGUACAUGGGGCGGAUGCAAGACUCGAAGUGAUAUAUCAUAUCAGAUACGAUACGCGAUCGACGCGGUUACCAGCCAUCGAUACGGGUGACUACCCCGAGGCCUUGUCACCCGGGACAAAGGCGAUCUGCGAGGUGUCACUUUCGUGUUAUUGCUUGCGACCUGGCACACGCCCCAUAGGACGCAAGCACCCACGCCAAAAGAGAACAAGACACAGCAAGCCCGCGGGUUUCGCCGUUGCGAGAGGAAAGUUCGAUGAUUUCUGGGGUGGUCACAAUCAUCCAUCGGAGCAAAGUUACUAUCUGCCAGUCGAUUCUCAUGUCCUUGCGACUGAGUUCAGCCUCCAAAGGUCGCUGUUGGGCUCGAUGCCCUCAAUAACGAUAAUCCCACACUCCCAGAUGAAAAGAGCCCGAACCGAUGUCACGGGAUCAUCUCUCGAGACCGAGGGGUCGGUGAAUGAAACCGCAUCCAUCCAUCUCCGUUCAUUACCACUUGCCAUCGUUCACAAAUCUAGGGCUGCAUAUCCACCAGUUCCGACCGUCGAUCCACGUAGCGUGACGAGACGUUCUUUCAUCAACGCCAUCGUUCUUCACCCUCGAACCUGACUCGAACAGAGAGCUCGCUCGACCACAUUUAUCUCGACUACCUGAACGCAAACUUUCCUCAACCUCGACACCUCUCUCCCUCAGAAAUCGUCUUGACACACCGACAACUUGCUACAACGAAGCCGAUCCGGGCUACUUUUUCCUUUCACGUUCUCUCUCA